CAGACGUCUUGUUUACCGGACAACUCUUUUAUUUAAAACCACAGUAAUCAAUAAUACGGUUGAAUAAAUUCACCUGUGAAUAGCUUCGCUUUCAGUCAUGACUUUUCGAUUUGUAGUUCCAAUAUUAAGUAGGAAUAUUGAAGAAAUGCAAAGCCUUUUAGCAAACAAACGUAUAGUCUAUAAUGGAUGUGAGCAACUUGUCUCCAUGACAACAGAGUGAAAGGAUAAAAGCUUAGUAAUCUUAUUUGGUUUUACAUCUCUAAUUUACUCACUCGUUUUUCAAGUUUAUUGUCAAAAACAGAGAAGCUACUCAACACUUCAAUUCAUUGUAAUCAAUUGUUAUCUUACGUUUCAUCAAAUAGGUUCUCACAUGUAUGCUCUUGAAUUAGAAAUGGAGCAAAACUAUUUUUAUAAUGUUGAAAUGUACACAUUUACACAUAACAGCGCUUCAAUAAGGUUUUUUCUAGUUGGCAUAGUGUUAAAUAUCACAGGAGGAAAGUAUUAACCCAUGUUCAGGGUAAAUAUUUGUAGUAUUAUCCAGUCCACUUCCCUCCAGUCACGUCCCGACGUAACAACACAAGUGUGACUUCACAAACAGGAUUACUGUAUUCUUAAUCUCCAGGCCGCACUGAUAUUAAAUGUCCCUUGAGCACUUUGGCGACGCCGGGGGGGGGGGCGGCCUGAGGUGCGCGCUGCCAGCUGCCUGGCGCAGGGACCCCGGAGGCCUAUACCAUCCGAGGGCUUCUGCAUCGCUGUCAUUCCCGCCGGGGGGGGGCAGCUGACAGCGGCACCGACAAGGUAAGACAGUCGCUCUCUGAGCUGCAGAGCCUUGCUGUGAUGUCGGUGCUUUUGCAGGGGCUCUAGUGGACGUUCCUCUGUGCGUCGGACGAGGUAAGAGACUGAAUUAGAAGAAGCUUGUUUACUCCAAACAAUAGCCGACAUGCCGGAUCAAAGAGUUGUGUAACACAGUCAGCUGAGCCUCCCUCAUAGCAACUGGGAUAUUUGAACCAUUACACAUGCUGAAGCUGCUGUUCGCUCCCUUUCCCGGUAAGAUGGCUGGAGAAAUCUUCCCCGGCUCGGAUCACCUGUGCAACGCGGACCGCGCCAACGUCCACCCGCUGGUGUGUCACCUGUGCCACGAGCAGUACCAGUCGCCGUGUCUGCUGGACUGCUACCACAUCUUCUGUGCCCGCUGCCUGCGAGGACGGGCCAGGGACGGCCGUCUCAGCUGCCCCCUCUGUGGUUACCCGUCGAUACUAAAAGGGAAUAGCGCGCUCCCUCCAGAGGACCGCCUGCUCAGGUUCCUGGUGGACAACAACGCGGACGCUGAGGAGACAGUGCAGUGCGCCAACUGUGACCAGGAAAGCAGCCACAAGGACGCCGGGGGGAUGCACUUCUGCAACACCUGCAGCCAGCCGCUUUGCGGCGCGUGCAGGGAGUCGACUCACAGGGCCAGGAUGUUUUCCCACCACGAGAUCGUAUCCCUCGCCAAGCGCUCCAAGGCCAAGCACAGGAAGUGCUCGCUCCACGAGGAGCCCUACAUCCUGUUCUCAACGGAGAACACGUCCAUGCUCUGCAUCAAGUGCUUCAGAGACAUGCAAGUGGAGAGUCGGACUCACUGCAUCGACAUUGAAACGGCUCACAUGAAGGGGUGCGAGAUGCUGGACCGGGCCGUGCAGGCGGUGAAGGAGCUGCAGACCUCGGCCAGGGAGGCGAUCGAUCUGCUGAGGGCGAUGAUAGGAGAAGUGUGUCUGAAUGUGGAGGAGGAAGAGAGCGCGAUCUGCUCUCUGUUCAACAGCCUGCAGGAAAAACUGGCAGAGAGGAAGAAGAUUCUGCUGAAAGCAGCUCAGAGUCAACAUGCGGAGAAGGAGAAAGCUCUGAAGGAGCAGCUCUCACACCUCACUGCGCUGCUGCCAACCCUCCAGGUGCACCUCGUCACCUGCUCGGCCUUCCUCAGCUCAGCCAACAAGUUUGAGUUCCUGGACAUGGGCUACCAACUCAUGGAGCGGCUGAAGAGGAUCGCGAAGCUCCCUCACCGGCUGAGACCCGCGCAGAGCAGCAAAAUCAACACGGACUACAGGAGUGAGUUUGCUCGCUGUCUGGAGCCCUCGCUGCUGCUCGCCCAGCGCUGCCCUGCUUCUGCCGCCGGGCCUGUGAGCGUCGCCGCGAGGCACCAGUCGCCGCUCUCGGCGUCUUUCCGCUCGCCGUCCCUCAGCGAGAUGCCGCUGGGCUCGGUGUGCGGCCGAAGGCCCGCUUGUCGCCGCAACGUCUGCACCAAGGUGCUCCUGGCCGAGGGGAGGGAAACGCCCUUCACCGAGCACUGCCGCAGCUAUGAGAGCACCUACAGGACUCUCCAGACGGAGAUUCAGAACCUGAAGGACCAGGUCCAGGAGCUGCACCGGGAUCUGACCAGGCACCACUCCAUCAUCAACACGGGUCGGAUGGGAGAGAUCAUGGACAGGUCGCUGCGCAUCGACGGCCAGAUAGCCUCCACGCACUCCACCGUGGAGACCAUGAGAGUCGCGUUCGAAGAGAUCUGGGAUGAGACCUUUCAGAGGGUCACCAAUGAGCAGGAGAUCUACGAAGCGCAGCUUCACGACCUGAUGCAGCUGAAGCAGGAGAACUCUUACCUGACCACCAUCACCCGACAGAUCAGCCCCUACAUCCUGUCCAUCGCCAAGGUCGAAGAGAGGCUCCAGCCCAGGUUCCAGGAGGCCACGGAUCACCAUGACGACCGCACGGAAACCAUGUUGAAAAUCUACGAAGACGGCGCGCCGGCUAAAGACGGUGCAGACAGCGACAACCAGGUCUGUGUGGCAGACGCAGACCGACUCAAGAACCCGCCGCCGCCGCCGCACGCCGGCCCUCGCGUCCGCGGACGGCUCGGUCAAGACCGGCCGUCCGGUCAGGCCGAGGGUUGCCACGGAGACGACCAGCCACAAUGAGACGUCAAUCCGUGAACGAUCGCGUUUCUGUGUCCGGUCCUGGAUUCGGCCUUAAGGAGCCCGGGGACGGACGUCCUCGUCUGUGAGGCUCCGACCUUUUCUCGGUGCAGCGUUGACCUCGGACAGAGACGGACGUGGACAAAGACAACAAAGAAUUAGUGUCGUUCACCUUGAGGAACAGAGGGAAUUUCCUUUGGUUCCUCUUUGUGCGUUUAUUGUUGAAAUGAUUUUAUUGUUUUUUUAUUUGUGAAAUCUGUGUGUGCAGUUGUUUUUUUUGCAGAAUCAAUUUUUUGCAUAAAACAUUUCCGCGGCGGGAGGCCGAUGAUGGAUGACUGCCAAAGUCAGAUGACGGCACAGAUGGAACACGGCGAAGGCAGUGUGUGUGUGUGUGUGUGUGUGUGUGUGUCAGUGUAGGUCACAUGUUGACGUGUGUCUCCUCCAAAAUGAGGCAGUCAUUUCCCGCGUGGCGUCUGCAGUCGGAUCCUUUUUUUUCCCGCAGCAGUUUCAACAUCUCAAUGCAGGAAGUGGAACAGCUGGAGUUACAGAGGUGUGUGAGCUGCUCUCAACCUCAACCAUCUACUGCCAGUUUCUUUUUCUUUUUUUUCCACAUAUGUCCUCAAUUUUCCAUAAUGUCUAGAAAUAUAUUCCUCUUGCUUUGCCUCUCGA
Gasterosteus aculeatus aculeatus (three-spined stickleback) is the source of this 3611-nucleotide messenger RNA. The record is from RefSeq and is a predicted model, not a curated record. Lineage: Eukaryota; Metazoa; Chordata; Actinopteri; Perciformes; Gasterosteidae.